Molecule: messenger RNA, 1413 nt
Organism: Trypanosoma rangeli
Lineage: Eukaryota; Euglenozoa; Kinetoplastea; Trypanosomatida; Trypanosomatidae
Exons: 1
Coding region: 1-1413 (470 amino acids)
Source: RefSeq, a predicted model, not a curated record
AUGAUUCGCUGGACCGUAGAUCUCGCGGGGGUUGACGCGGACGCGGAUCUACAACGCGAUGACCGCAUGAAAUCGUACGUGGGUCCUCCUUCCGGGAGGAAGGAAACCUUGAAGCCUGUACUUGUUGCCUUUGCUGACCCCAGUUCACCUGGCCCUGUGGGGAAGGUUGUUACCCUGACAAGGCAGGAGCUCAGUCAGCAAUGGCGGCAGCGUGUGGAGGAGGCGUUGGCAGAAAGCCCGUUUACCCUAGCUGGGAGCAGUAUCUCUCAGCCAAAGUGUGACGCUGAAGUUCCAAAGGGGUCGGAGGUUCGUGUGUUCAGUACGUUUACGAAUGUUCAAGGAAAGCGAACUGUGUGUACAGUUCAGCCACGUCAGGUUCCAUUUCGUGGGGUGGAUGUUGUGAAUGCAUUUCUCCAGCAAAUGGUUGUGUCGGAUGAUCGUUUGUCAGCCCGAUAUUCAUCAAAUCCUCGUCUUUAUAAAUUAUACAUAGCAGACGAUUUCACGGGUGAGGAGGAGAUGGUGAUUCAGUUGGAUGGGGCGGCUCAAAAUUUUACUUGUUUUGCGGUUCAACCACUUCCGGCGGCGAAGCUGUUUUUGUUUCCACAACGAACACAGCUGCUGCCGACUGUGGCGGAGGAUAUUAACUUGGCAGUGGAAAUACGCCCUUUAGACUCACAGGCCAAAACCAUCAAAAGGCAGGUGCUUGUACCUUCGGACAUGCUUGCGGAGAGUCUAGAACAGGCGAUUGUCAGUCGGCUUCCAGGGAGUGGGCUGGUGCAGGGCUCGCUGCGCAUCAAAUAUGGGCCGGUGGAGCUGAACAUCAACGAGUACUACAAUUUUGGGUCAGGCUGCGGUAACAUGGAUGUGCCUAUAGCUGAACGGACUAUUUUGUCCCUCUACCGCUUUGGGGUGAAGGAGGUGCUCCUGCAAGGGCGAAUUCCCGACGAGAACUCCGAACUUUCUUUGGUAGCGGAGGACAUUGUUAUUAACAUGGACGCAGAAGAAGCGCAGACAUUUCAGCAAUUUGAUGUGAUUCGCAUCAAUCGAUAUGGUGCACGGCAACAGCGCAUUCUCUGCAUUGACGGGGAACGGCUGUACACAGUGCGGCCGAACGUGGAUGGCUCAGGGGCUGCCCAGGUGAAUGAGGAGAAACCCAUCAUGGACAUUGAAGAGGUUGUUGUCACCCCAACAAAGUCCAAGUAUUUAGAGAUUCGGUACAACCGCGGCUCAGGCCAUGAGAAUGACCACAUUGAGUGUACCACUGCUUACAACCGUGCCCUGCUGGAAGAGAAGCUACGGGUUCUUCGACGAGAACUACGCAAGAAGAGCGAUGAAGAGCGGCAACUUAAAGGCAACAACACUGUCCUUUCCCGCAUUUUGAACCGACUCCGGUUGGGGUUUCACAAAAACUAA